AUGCCUCACAAUGGAGUUCAGCCACCUGAUGCGGCGGACGUUGCCGGGGUGCUCUUGACGGUGCUCCACUCUGCUUUCUCCUUGCCUCUGACGCUCUGUUCGGAGUCAUUCCUUCCAGUGCUCACCGAAAUGGGUGUGAGGUUGCUUGUGGUCACGGGCCCCAGAGGAGGAGCCGAGGUGGAUGUGGAAGGAGGUCUACUGGGGAGAGCCUUCGACGCUUGGGAGGUCUUGGCCAAUGGGUUGCGGUCUGAGCCGUCGUCUGCCUCAUUGGAUGUUGCUGCUGCCACGGCUUAUGCACAGCUCCUCUGCGCGCUACCGGUGGCUCUGAAGCUUCCGUUGGACCUGCCCGCCGACCAGGGGCCAAAGGCUGCUGCUUGGGGCGUGCGUGGGCGGAUUGCACAGGUGCUAACGGUGUGGUGUUCAGGUGCUCCUCAAAGACAAGGAGAGGCCGUCGCGAAGCUGCGUGAGCUCCAGGUUCAAUCUGGCUCUGCUGCGCUCGACACGGCAACUGGGCUCGCUGACUUGGAGAUGGUGCUCACCUUUGGAUCGGCUGUUGCAGAGAUGUGUGCGAGCACUGCAGAGAUGGAGAGCGAGCUGCCGGUACCCCUGACGCAUCUUCUGAUGGGCCUUCCGCGCGUGCUCGCAUUGCAGCCUGCCGAGCCCUGGGCAAGCGUCUUGGAAGCUUCAGCUGCCGAGCUGAUUUGCUACCCAGUUCCAUUCAGAGUGUGCGAGUUCUCGUUUCGUCCGCUGGAGAGAUCCAGAG
Symbiodinium necroappetens is the source of this 763-nucleotide messenger RNA. The record is from the annotation of a GenBank genome assembly. NCBI's taxonomy places the organism in Eukaryota, Dinophyceae, Suessiales, Symbiodiniaceae.